GAGGCAAAAAGGGGCGGAUGGAUGGGUGGAUGGUGGCACCGAGCUUUUCCUUCUUCAAGCAACAUAGGAGUAGUCUUCGCUCUGCUCCUCCUCUCCCCCACCAGCUCUCGUGCUCGCCGCCAGCCCCGGACAGCGCCGCCCCAGCUCACCGGGAGGGCAGCAAGCAAUGGAGCGGAGCCUCCCCCCCGUCCCCGUCCCCGCGGCGCGCGUGUAGUAGGGCUCCCUCCCUCCCUCCCUCCCUCCCCCCGCGCGGCUCCUCCCCUGCAAGAGGCGUUUUGAUCCGCGAGGAUGGCGAUGGCGGCCUACAGCAACCAAGCGCAGGCGAUGAUGAGGGACUACCUGCUCGCCGACCCGCUCGUCCCCUACACCUCCGUGCUCAUCGGCGUUUUCCUCUGCAAGAUGGCUUAUGACCUCACACGGAUAUUGAGCUCAUUCUACUUCAAGGGCUAUUCUUCUUUGACAAAAAUACAGCGUGUUGAAUGGAACAACAGGGGUAUGUCCAGUGCACAUGCGAUCUUUAUCGCAGCAGUAUCAGUAUAUCUUGUUGCAUCUACAGAUCUUUUCUCUGAUCGCCUUAAUGGGCCUAUUACAUUCCGCAGUUCGAUCAUCUCCACCUCUGCAUUAGGGGUUUCUGUGGGUUACUUCAUCACUGAUCUUGCAAUGAUCUUCUGGUUGUUUCCUUCCCUUGGUGGAAUGGAAUAUGUACUCCAUCAUACUCUUUCUCUGGUUGCAAUAGCCUACACAAUGUUGUCAGGGGAGGGGCAGUUUUACACAUACAUGAUUCUUAUUUCAGAAACAACCACCCCUGAAAUCAACAUGAGAUGGUUCCUUGACACCGCUGGAUUGAAGAAGUCGAGCGCCUACCUGAUUAAUGGUAUUUUGAUAUUUGUUGUAUGGCUGGUGGCAAGGAUAUUUUUGUUCCUGUAUGUAUUUUACCACAUCUAUUUGCACUACAGCCAGAUAAUGAAGAUGCACGCAUUUGGUUAUUACCUGACACUGACCGUGCCGUCGGUGCUCUUUGUCAUGAACGCAAUGUGGUUUACGAAGAUUUUGAAAGGGGUAAUGAAAACACUGUCGAAAUGGUCGUAAUCGGAGUAGGCUUUGCGGACCAGAAGUGCAACAUAACUGGGUGUUCCUGCCGUGCUGCACUGCGUGUGACUUGAAUAUGUAAAGUUAUGAAUAUAUGAAUUAGGCUUUGCAGACCGGAAGUACAACGCCAACUUGGUUGGUGUUCCUGCAGUGCUGCUUGAGACCUUGAUGUGCAAAGUUAUGAACAUAUCGGCGUAACUAGGGAAAGUGAAUAUGUAAAAUACUAGCAAACAAGUUAGAUUAGGCUAAAUCGCGCUAUUUUCCAUGAGCUGGGAUUUCCUGGCCAGUUUGGCACUGUACUGAAGUUCCUAUUCCAAUCCUGCAAUCUGUGUAUACCAGGCCAGGAGAUAAUUCCAUUGCAUCUCUUAUUCAUACUAAAUUUGAUAAUCUAAUUUGAGAUAUUAUAUAUAAGCUGUUGUUAUUCCUGGGA
This is a messenger RNA of Triticum aestivum (bread wheat), 1519 nucleotides long. Its product is annotated as TLC domain-containing protein 4. Lineage: Eukaryota; Viridiplantae; Streptophyta; Magnoliopsida; Poales; Poaceae. The transcript has 9 exons. The record is from RefSeq and is a predicted model, not a curated record. Gene Ontology annotation, cellular component: endoplasmic reticulum; membrane. Gene Ontology annotation, biological process: lipid homeostasis. Bases 289 to 1089 code for a protein of 266 amino acids.